AUGUUGCUCCUUCUAAUUGUAAUUUGUUUUUGUCGUACUUCCUUUUGUGAAGUGCCAACGUGUGAGGCAACACUAUUUAAGAAUGUAAAGAUAAGCAAGGAGAGUCUUUUAAAUGGCGCUGUACGUUUGGAAACCACGUUCUUGGGCCUUGAUGAAUGCUUGGCUAAAUGCUGUGGCAAUGAAAAUUGUACUGCUGUUACCUAUUACUCAUUGACCCAUAAAUGUAUAUUUUACAAUUGCGGUAAUACCAGUCAUUGUACCACAUCAGACUCCGUAAAGGCCAAUGUCUACGAAAUUGUAAAAAAAAAGGGCAAGCUAAUGAAUGUUGAAUGCCCCUGUGUCUUUUUUUACUCGCUUGCUUCCACUCAAGUCGCAGCUGAAAAUGCAACGAAUCCCUUCUGGUCGCGUUUGACAAACCAGACAAAGAAACAGAAGGCUCUUACAAUCUCCGUCUUCGUCAUGGUUUCUCUUGUCCUCCUCGGUGGAGUAAUUCUGUUUGUUUAUCUCUGCUUGCGGCGUCGUCAACGCGGUCAAUUGAAACCUUCCAAAAGGCGGAUCAGAAAAGUCCGCAGCGGCGGUGGCAACUACCACAUCCUUUUUAACUCAGAAGGCGAGGAAGCAGUGGCAAACGGCAACAAUUCACUCUUUUGA
Molecule: messenger RNA, 651 nt
Organism: Mesocestoides corti
Lineage: Eukaryota; Metazoa; Platyhelminthes; Cestoda; Cyclophyllidea; Mesocestoididae
Source: the annotation of a GenBank genome assembly